AUGGUUAGUGAAAUGCAGCGACUAUUGUCUAAUCCACAGACCGUAUAUGAUAUUGAGACUGCCCCUGAUGUUGGGCUUGGCCCAAUUGAAAACGACGAGUCAUGGACAUGGUUUUUCCAUCGAUUGCGUGUUUGUUUUGACCAGCCUGAUGAUUUGUUGAUUGUGUCUGAUCAACAUAAACGCAUUAAAAAUGCUGUGGAGUUAAUGUAUCCGAAUGCGGCCCAUGGAUUUUGUUAUUACCAUAUACAGAAAAAUCUUGCACGCUACGGGCAACAUGUUGCAGCACUUUUCAAAGCAACAGCAUAUACUUAUCGAUCUGAGGAGUUCGAGAGAAAUUUUGCUGCAUUGCACAUUAUGAAAUCGGCAGCACACAAACAAUUACUUACUGUUGGGGAGCAUAGGUGGGCUAGAUUGAAGUGUUGUGUACCACGUACCAGUUUCAUGACGUCAAAUGCAGCCGAGAGUUUGAAUAGUCGAUUAUUGUGGGCUCGACGUCUACCAGUUUGCUCGUUGCUUGAGUCCUUUCGAACUAUCGUAGAAAAAUGGUUUGACAAAAGACGAUCCACUGCUGCUGCACGGUCGCAUGAAUUGACUGAGGUGGUGUCGUCUAAGGUACAUGUGGCUGUGGAACAAGGGCACCGCUUAGUUGUUCGUGGAACUACCACGCAUAUGUUUAUAGUUGAGGAAGAGAACACAUUCUUUGUGGUCGACCUUGAGAACCGGACAUGUGAGUGUCGUGAGUUUGAGUUGGACCAGAUCCCUUGUCGUCACGCUUGCGCUGCUAUAAGGCGUUCUGGUUUAAACGUCACCGACUUUGUGGGCCGAUAUUUCAAACAAUAUGCCUUGUUGGAGACUUAUGCAGCUCGCAUCGCGCCCGUACCACAUCCAACAUCGUGGAAUGUGCCAGAAGGAGUAUCGUCGUAUAUUGUCAAGCCCCCAAUUAUCAAACGUCAGUCAGGUCAUCCUAAGAUGACACGGGCACAAUCCACUGUUGAAACCGCUGUGGAGAGUUCGUCGAGAGCAAAGAGUAAAAUAUGCUCGCGUUGCAAGGUUGUGGGGCACAAUAGACGUAAAUGCACAGCAUCACUCGUGUUGGGAGACGUAGAUUUGAAUGAACCAGCUGGAGAUGGAGAACAAGAAGAGCAAGAACAAACAGUUGAGACAAGAAGGCGGCGCAAGAAGAAGUGUAGUGUUUGCAAGAGCGAAAAGCAUACAAGAAAUUUAUGUCCUAUGCAGGUUGGUGAAUCUUAA
Salvia miltiorrhiza (redroot sage) is the source of this 1251-nucleotide messenger RNA. RefSeq lists its product as uncharacterized. The transcript has 4 exons. The record is from RefSeq and is a predicted model, not a curated record. NCBI's taxonomy places the organism in Eukaryota, Viridiplantae, Streptophyta, Magnoliopsida, Lamiales, Lamiaceae. Bases 1 to 1251 code for a protein of 416 amino acids. Gene Ontology annotation, molecular function: zinc ion binding; nucleic acid binding.